This is a messenger RNA of Adineta steineri, 664 nucleotides long. The record is from the annotation of a GenBank genome assembly. NCBI's taxonomy places the organism in Eukaryota, Metazoa, Rotifera, Eurotatoria, Adinetida, Adinetidae.
AUGUGGUCUCAAACUAUCCGUCGUCUUUCAACAUCUGCCUUAACUCGUGUACGUCAUCCUAAAUUACGUCGUUCGACUCAUUAUGCUACAUUGACUGAUAAAGAUGUAAGCUUUUUUGAGCGACUUCUUCCCAGUGGACGUACAAUAACAAAUCCUGAUGAAUGUUUACCUUUUAAUAUAGAUUAUAUAAAAUCAUGUCAAGGACAAUCUCAACUUGUUCUUCGACCUAAAACUGUUGAUGAAGUUCAAGCAAUUCUUCGUUAUUGUAAUGAACAUCAAUUAGCUGUAUGUCCACAAAGUGGAAAUACUGGACUUUCAGGUGGAUCAGUACCAGUUUUUGAUGAAAUUAUACUUUCAUUACGUUUACUUAAUUCAAUUGGUAAUUUUGAUGAAAAUAGUGGUGUUUUAACGACAGAUGCUGGUUGUGUAUUAGAAAAAUUAGAUGCUCAUGUACGUCAAUUUGGACAUAUUAUGCCAAUAGAUUUAGGUGCAAAAGGAUCAUGUUUAAUUGGUGGUAAUGUUGCAACAAAUGCUGGUGGAUUACGUGUUGUUCGAUUUGGUUCACUUCGUUCAGCUGUACUUGGUUUAGAAGUUGUUUUACCUGAUGGUAGUUUACUUGAUUGUUUAACAUCAAUACGAAAAGAUAAUACUGGUAUUGAUCUUA